Messenger RNA from Ilyonectria robusta, 1284 nucleotides. RefSeq names its product transcription factor IWS1. NCBI's taxonomy places the organism in Eukaryota, Fungi, Ascomycota, Sordariomycetes, Hypocreales, Nectriaceae. The transcript is spliced from 3 exons. Gene Ontology annotation, biological process: poly(A)+ mRNA export from nucleus. The record is from RefSeq and is a predicted model, not a curated record. Gene Ontology annotation, cellular component: nucleus. Bases 1 to 1284 code for a protein of 427 amino acids.
AUGUCCGACAACGAGUCCCCGGUUGGAUCGCCAGCCAACGAACCCGUCGAUAAUGGCCGAGAACGCGAGUUUGACGAGGACGCCGGGGCGGACUCCGACAAGGAUUCCGAACUGCUGUCUGAAAUCGACGAGGAUCAGUUCGAGGACUACGACCCCGAAACCGCCAACAUUGAAGAUCGGCCCGUCGACAUUGACGAAGAUAUCGCCCGUACCUUGAAGGCGACCAAGCGAAAGCGCGCGGACGGGGAGGUUGCCAAGAAGCCCCGAGAGGGUCGCAGAGAGAAGAAACGCCGCGAUCGAGACGAUGAUGCUCCCAUGGAUGAUGGCGCGGAUGAGGCAGGCAAGACGGCGCGGAGGUCGAGGCGCACCGGAGACAGUGAGCGUCGCCCUCGGGCUAAGCCUGCCACGCCUGAGCCAGAGAAUGAAGACCACCUUAGCCCCGAGGAGAAAAGAAAACGGGCAAUCGAUCGCGCACUGGAUGCCGCCAUCAAGAAGCCCAGCGGCCCCAAGCGCAGAAAGAAGGAUGAGAUUGACCUCGAAGACGAGAUCGAUGAGCAGCUGGCGGACCUCAAGGUCCAGAUGGAGCGCGCGUGUCAGGCUGAUAACCAGGCGCGCGAAGCCGGCCAACCGGCUCUUCACAAGCUCAAGCUGCUGCCCGAAGUCACAGCCAUUCUUAACCGCAACAAUGUGCAACACGCGGUGCUGGACCCCGAUACCAAUUUCCUUCAGCACGUCAAAUUCUUCCUCGAGCCCCUCAACGACGGAUCUCUCCCGGCCUAUAAUAUCCAACGCGACAUCUUUAUGGCGCUCACCAGACUGAACGUUGAGAAGGAGACGCUCCUUAGCAGCGGUAUUGGCAAGGUGGUCUUCUUCUACACUCGAAGCAAGAAGCCUGAGCCGAGCAUCAAGCGAAUGGCGCAGCGAUUGCUGGGAGAGUGGAGCCGGCCCAUCCUGAAGCGGACUGAUGACUACAAGAAGCGACACAUUGAGACUCGCGAGUUUGAUUACCAGGCCGCCAAGUUGGCACAACGCCAGAAGACGAACUCGCAGUUCAGCCUCACCCAGCGCCCAGCAGUUUCGGCACGGGAUGCCGAGCGGGAGCGGUUCCUGGCACCGGCCCGAACCAACAACCAGGCUCGUAUGGCCAACCUGCCAUCGAGUUACACUAUUGCGCCGAAGAGCACCUUCGAUGGACCACAGGGAGGCAUGGGCCAUCGCCCUCUAGGCGCGGGUGGCAUGGAGGCUUUCCGCAAGAUGACCCAAAAGAGCAAGAAGAAGAACUGA